Gastrolobium bilobum is the source of this 1250-nucleotide messenger RNA. RefSeq names its product RHOMBOID-like protein 10, chloroplastic. The transcript is spliced from 9 exons. The coding region runs from base 60 to 1073 and encodes 337 amino acids. Gene Ontology annotation, cellular component: chloroplast membrane. The record is from RefSeq and is a predicted model, not a curated record. Gene Ontology annotation, molecular function: serine-type endopeptidase activity. Lineage: Eukaryota; Viridiplantae; Streptophyta; Magnoliopsida; Fabales; Fabaceae.
ACUUUGUUUGCUGAAAACAUUUUGUGUUCGGAGCUGGGAAGAGAAUCCCAGGAUUGAAUAUGGCUCAGCCAUUUUUGUCACCAAUUUGUAAGGUGGGUCCUUACCCACUUGAUCUUAUUGCCACCGCCGCGUCCCUCCACUUCGGCCACCUUCUCCGCCACCGCGCCAUCCACCAUCUCCGCCUUGGGGUUCUUCUUCACUCCUGUUUCAAGAAACUAGCUCCUUUAAAUCACGUGUUUAGAUUGAAGGAUAAAUGGUGUAAAAAAUGCCUUCAACUCAAAGGAAUGAAUUAUCUUCAACUAUCAAAUGAUGAUUUGACUUCCACAUGUUCAACUAGUUUCUCUUUCUUUAAUGGGGGAGGAGGAGGACAUGGAGAUCGCUUUGGAAAUGCUGGGAUGUCUAACUCCAAGAUGUCCAACAAAAAUCCAUUUAAUGGAAGGAAAUGGACAAAUAUUCUCCUCGCUGCUAAUGUCCUAUUUUAUCUUGCACAACUUGCAACCCAAGGCAAGCUUUUAUUGUGGGGAGCAAAGAUAAACAGUCUCAUUGACAAAGGACAACUUUGGAGACUUGCCACGUCUUCCUUUUUGCAUGCAAACAUUGGACACCUUAUGGUAAAUUGUUAUUCCUUAAAUUCAAUUGGUCCCACUGUGGAGAGCCUCAGUGGUCCUCGGAGAUAUCUUGCAAUUUACUCUGUCUCUGCAAUUGCAAGUUCAGCUAUGAGUUAUUGGUUCUGCAGAAUGCCUGCAGUAGGUGCAUCAGGAGCAAUUUUUGGACUGGUUGGGUCAGUUGCAGUGUUUGUCUUGCGGCACAAGGACCUUGUAGGAGGUGGUAAAGAAGAUUUGCAGCAAAUAGCACGUAUAAUUGCUCUCAAUAUGGUUAUUGGGCUAUUGUCUAAUGGCAUUGACAAUUGGGGACAUUUAGGAGGCUUGAUUGGUGGGGUUGCUGCAUCAUGGCUUAUUGGACCGGCAUGGAAAUAUGAAUCUACAGCUAGGGACGGAAGAAAACUUUUCACUGACAGUGCACCAAUGUAUAACCUCUUCAAGUUUAGAAGAGUGCCUAAGCAAUGGAAAUAGAAACAUUUCAUUGGCGUAUUGGUUGGAAAAUAUAAUUAAAGGAACAAAUUUUUUGCCGUUGGUUAUUUUGUACCCUUGUAAGCUUCCCUUCAUAAAAUAUUUUAGACAGUGGAUUGUGGACUCUUGGUCCCUGACUCCAUUAAAUUAUCUUGUAUACUUUUAUAUUACAGAAAGGAU